Molecule: messenger RNA, 2309 nt
Organism: Fusarium vanettenii 77-13-4
Lineage: Eukaryota; Fungi; Ascomycota; Sordariomycetes; Hypocreales; Nectriaceae
Exons: 1
Coding region: 236-2146 (636 amino acids)
Source: RefSeq, a predicted model, not a curated record
GCUUCUUGGUCAUACUCUCGUGACUUCCUCUGCUUACACAGAGUUCAUUCAGCUCCAUCACUCCUCGAGCAAGGCCUUGUGCCUCCCGCUCACCAAUCCCCUUCAUUUCACAACUGCCGGCCUUAUCCUUGUUAACACGACCCUGAAUCUUCCGUCGUGCAGGAGAGCCUCGUCACCCCGACCUCUUGAUUGAGGUAGCUCUUUUCUCUAGCAGUACAUUUCGAAUAGCUUCAAGAUGCCCGGCUCGAUUCGAUCCAUCAAGCGUCGGCCGACGGCCAAGUCGGCUGCGAAACGUAUCAGCCGCAUCUUUCGUCGUUCGAGCAUGGAGGAGAAUGAAGGAGGCUCACCCAGCGAUCAAGGUCAACCCGCCAAAGACUCAUCUGAGGGAUCUCGACCCUCGACGUCGUCUCGAUACUCGACCAUCUCCCGAAUUACCACCCGUGAAGAAGCCGACGUCCCUGCUCUGCCGCCCAAGGAUCAGUCACGCCCUAUUCCCCCAAGGUUCAACACUGAGCCGGAGAAUGAACCUGAGCUCCCGCCUAAGGAGGUUUCUCGUCCUCUUCCGCCUAGAUUCAACACCGAGCCUGAGAAGCAGCCCGAGGCGUUGACUCCUCUUCCCCUUUUUGCACCCAAGCCUGUGAAGCCGGAGCCAGUUGUGCAGCAGCCGCAGCCACCAAGGGAGCUACCCAAGCCAAUUGAGAAGAAGAUUGAGAAGAAGCCCGAGCCUGUUCUAGAGAAGAAGCCUGCGGUGCCUGCUCCUAAGGUGCUGCAGGGGCCAGAGUCCCCGAUCUUACCCACGAGGCAAGUCAGAGAGGAGCCCAAGGAGAUCAAGCUCGAACCCAGGGCCCAGCCAAAACCCGAACCCAAGAUUCAGCCAAAGGUCGAACCCAAGAUCGAGCCAGCACCAAAGGUCGAGUUCAAGCCCAAGCCUGCUCAGCCCAAGAUCGAACUCGCAAAGAAACCCGUCCUCCCCCCUCCUACGGUUGAGGAUGCACCUGAGAGUCCGACUUUCCCUAUCCAGAAGCCCGAGCCCGAACCCAAGAUUGCGCCAAAGCCGGCUCCAGCAAAGAAGCCAGAGCCAGUGAAGAGGCCCUCGAUUCCUGCCCCUACUGUUGAAGAUGCACCAGAGCCUCCUACCCUGCCGGCCAAGGAGGUCAAGGAGCUCCUGACUGAGAUCAAGCCCAAGGCCGAAGCUAAGACUGCACCAAAGAUUGAGCCGAGGGUCGUUCCCAAGACCGAACCAAAGGUCGAGCCCAAGAUUAUUCCCACGGCGGCACCCAAGGCCGAGUCAAAGAUCGAGCCAAAGGCCCAACCUGUCGUGGAAACCAAGACUGAAAUCAAGGCUCAGCCUAAGAUCACCCCCAAGGUAGAGCCAAAGGUUCAGCCUACCAUCGAACCCAGGACUGUUCACAAGACUGAACCAAAGGUCGAGUCAAAGGUUGAGCCCAAGUCCGAGCCCAAGAUUGAACCCAAGAUCCAGCCAAAAGUUGACGCCAAGAUCGAACCCAAGGUUGCCCCCAAGACUGUUCCCGUGGCUGAGCCAAAGAUUGAGCCAAAGGUAGAGCCAAAGGCUGCCCCCAAGACUCAAACCAAGACUCAACCUAUCCCCGAGACCAAGGUUGAGCCCAAGCCGGAACCCAAGAUCGAGGCCAAGAUUCAACCCAAGUCCCAGCCUCCAGUUCAACCCGUCCAGCAAAGACAGACCCCCAAGAUUGCAUACUCAAAGCCCGCCCCUGUCCCCGCCGAGACGACUCGCAAGACCCCCCAAGUCAAGCCAGCACCAAGAGCACCAGCUCCUCCCAAGGUCGCCUCCAUCUCGCCUAGCCCCAGCGUCUCAGCCGCCCCAUCAACAGCUUCAGGACCCAGUGCCGCCUCUGCCCCAGAGACCGCCUACAUCUCCAGCUUCACCUCCGCCCCGUCCACCUUCCAAGCCCCAAGCCCGGCUUUCACGCCCACAACAGCUCCAGCUCCCUACACAGCUCCCGCUCCGGAAACAGCCCCGGCCCCAACCAUGGCUGCGGCGCCCGAGGUUGUCAUGUCGAUGCUCGCCUGGGCUUACCCAGAGCCUGCCCCUAUCCCUAGCCUGGCCUCGACUCCUCGCCGGGCUCGCUCGCCUUCCAUCUCUUGGCUCACUGCUUCUGCUUGAGUCAAAUCACAAAUUGAAUGAAAGCAAGGUGGGAUUUCUCUUCACUUUGCCGUAAAAACAACUUUUUCCUAGUUUGUCUUGAUAACUGUUACGAUGGGUUGAUAUUUGAACGAGGGCGAAGUUUGUAACUAUUAUAAGACCGGUCCGAAUAAACAGUAAAAUC